Molecule: messenger RNA, 1649 nt
Organism: Helianthus annuus (common sunflower)
Lineage: Eukaryota; Viridiplantae; Streptophyta; Magnoliopsida; Asterales; Asteraceae
Product: dihydroorotase, mitochondrial
Exons: 9
Coding region: 195-1364 (389 amino acids)
Biological process (GO): 'de novo' pyrimidine nucleobase biosynthetic process; pyrimidine nucleotide biosynthetic process
Cellular component (GO): chloroplast; cytoplasm
Molecular function (GO): dihydroorotase activity
Source: RefSeq, a predicted model, not a curated record
UCAACAAGCAGCGUCUGUCUCCUCCUCCCCUGUUCGCUCCUCCUCCAUCUUGUAAACCUAAAAAAACAAACAAACAAACAGGCGACUGACAGAUCUUCUUUCAUUCUACGAUUCAGCAGGGAGAGAGGGAGGGAAGGUAAGGUUCAAUCAGCCAGCCAGCCAGCCAGCCAGCAGACGAACGAUUUGCUCUCGCAAUGAUAAAAACAUUGGCUUUUCCUAGCAGAGUGAGUAAGCAGCCGAUGCGAUUUGUUACUUAUCCAUCAGUAUCAUAUAAAUCAAAUAUCGGAGGUUUUAAACGAUUCAAAUCCUACGGAACGAGGAUGGAGCUUUCUAUUGCUCAACCAGACGAUUGGCAUCUUCAUCUUCGGGAUGGUGAACUUCUUGAAGCUGUUGUCUCUCACAGCGCAAAACAAUUUGGAAGGGCGAUAAUCAUGCCGAAUCUAAGACCACCCGUAACAACCACCGCUGCUGCGGUGGCAUAUCGCGAUACAAUCGUGAAAGCACUGCAAGGCAACACUGACUUCACACCUUUGAUGACGUUGUAUUUAACCGAUAAAACAAGCCCGCAAGAAAUCAAACUAGCAAGAGAGAGUGGGGCUGUGUACGGUGUGAAGCUGUACCCUGCUGGUGCCACCACGAAUUCUCAAGAUGGCGUUACCGAUCUUUUCGGGAAAUGUUUACCUGUGCUCGAAGAAAUGGUUAAUCAGGAUAUGCCUCUUCUGGUCCAUGGAGAAGUUACGGAUCCCGAGAUUGACAUAUUUGAUCGUGAAAGGGUAUUCAUCGAUAGGAUUUUAAAACCGUUGAUACACAAGUUGCCGAAACUGAAGGUUGUUAUGGAGCAUGUUACUACAAUGGAUGCUGUUAAAUUUGUUGAGUCGUGUGAGGAAGGUUGUGUUGCGGCUACGGUCACCCCACAGCAUCUUCUUUUGAAUAGAAAUUCACUUUUCCAAGGAGGAUUGCAGCCGCAUAAUUACUGCCUUCCGGUACUCAAGAGGGAAACUCACAGACAGGCUAUUGUUGCUGCGGUAACAAGUGGAAAUAGAAGGUUUUUUCUAGGAACGGAUAGUGCGCCACAUGACAGGCUACGUAAAGAAUGUGCGUGUGGAUGUGCUGGUGUAUAUAACUCUCCUGUCGCGCUAUCUAUCUAUGCUAAGGUUUUCGAAGAGGCGGGUGCAUUAGACAAACUGGAGGCGUUUACGAGCUUUAACGGGCCAGACUUUUACGGUCUUCCAAGAAACACACGAAAACUCACAUUGAAAAAGACACCAUGGAAGGUUCCGGAAUCAUACUCGUAUGCAUCUGGAAGCUUAGUUCCGAUGUCUGCAGGUGAAUCCCUUGAAUGGCUCCCAUGCUUACCGUGUUAGCUACAAUCGCAUUUCUCCUCUUUCCAAAAUCCAAGAAUAAACUGCUGCCUUCCGUUGCGCAACUCUUGCGAAGCCCGUUAACACGCGGGCAGGACUUUUCUUUUUAUAAAGACCGAUCGCGAGUUAUGUUUAUUCUAUGUUAUUAAAAUGAUUGUGCUGGUUUUGGUCACCAGAAGGUAAGAAUGAAUAAAAAGUAGCUGGAUUAUGAUUUUUGGUAUAUUUUGAUUUCCUUGAAGUAUCUUAAAGCAAAAUGCCUUCAAUAUAUAGGCAAAAAUUCUAAUGUCA